Messenger RNA from Rana temporaria (common frog), 995 nucleotides. Its product is annotated as gastrula zinc finger protein XlCGF7.1-like. The transcript has a single exon. Bases 75 to 968 code for a protein of 297 amino acids. The record is from RefSeq and is a predicted model, not a curated record. NCBI's taxonomy places the organism in Eukaryota, Metazoa, Chordata, Amphibia, Anura, Ranidae.
CACAGUUCAUUACACCUGAGAAGAAUUGCAUAGAAAAAGAACCAUUUCAUUGUAUUGAAUAUAAAAAGUCCUUCAUGCACAAGACAAAUCUUACACAACAUCAGAAGACUCCUACAGAAGAAACACCAUAUAUGUGCUCAGAAUGUGAGAAGUGCUUCUCAAAAAAGAGAUAUCUAACUCUACACCUAAGGAGACACACAGGACUGAAGCUUUAUAAAUGUUCAGAAUGUGACAAAUGUUUCACAGAAAUGAGAAAUCUUACCCGACAUGAGAGGACUCACUCAAGAGAGAAGCCAUUCAGAUGUUCAGAGUGUGACAAGAGGUUCUCACUCAAGAUCCAGCUUACAUAUCACCUGAGGAUUCAUACAGGAGUGAAUCAGUAUAAAUGUUCAGAAUGUGACAAGUGCUUCCCACAAAAGGACUCUCUUGCACGUCACCAUGGUAUCCACACAGGAGAGAAGCCAUAUAAAUGUUCAGAAUGUGACAAGUGCUUCUCGCGAAAAAGACUUCUUACUGAACACCUGAGGAUUCACACAGGAGAGAAACCACAUCUAUGUUCAGAAUGUCACAAAUGCUUCUCACACAAAGGAUUUCUUACUGAGCACCAGAAGAUUCAUACAGGAGCAAAACCGUAUAAGUGUUCAGAAUGUGACAAAUGUUUCUCACAAAAGGCACACCUUAAUCGUCACCAUAGGUUUCAUACAGGAGAAAAAACACAUUGGUGUUCAGAAUGUGACAAGCCUUUCACAAGUAAGAGCCACCUUGAAAGACAUCAGAGGACUCACACAGGAGAAAAACCUUUUAAAUGCUCAGAAUGUGACAAAUGCUUCUCGCGAAAUAAAUAUCUUGCUAAUCACCGAAGGACUCACAGUGGAGAGAAACCAUUUAAAUGUUUGGAAUGUGGCAAGUGCUUCAGACAAAAGACAAAUCUUCUUUCACACCAGAAGAUCCACACAAAGCUGAUUUGAUGCAUUGAAUGAUAGUAGUGAACAUCG